CAGUCUCAAUUUUAACGUGAGAGAAACAACAUGUACGGAAAGCUGUUCGCCAUCCUCACUCUGGCCGCGGUAGCUCUGGCCCGCGAGUACCCAGCCGGACUCCACCCAGCCAUUUGCCCAAACUACCCGUUCUGCGAUGCUGACGCCCUGGCCAAGUACACCCCACAGGGAAUGCCGAUACCAGAAUGGGUGCGCAACCCAGCCAUCCUGCCGAUCGCUCGAGCUGCGUCGAAUUCUGUGCCCAAAUAUCCGGCUGAUUUCCCGGCUGCCCUAUGCCCUAACUACCCAUACUGCUGGUGAAUACACAAGCUACCUACGCUAAUCAACAACAAGUCAACGGUUUUUGCGGAUGUACACUUUUUAUAUAUAUAAUUUAGAAGAUUGAACACAUCGAUCAGCCAUGUUACUGUGGAAUUAUCAUCUUAUCAGCAAUAAAACACUGACCGCCCAACACGGGUUGGGCAUCACUAUGCAUGUCCAAGUUGCCUCCUUUAUAAGUCCAUCAAUCUGUGGGCACUCUGCUUAAAUGCGUGACCUCCAUUCAUUAUGAUAGUCCUGAUAUGUAUUCCGCGUAUAAUGACCUCCCAAAUAACAGAUUUUCUCCUAGUCUUUGUCAAUGAAAUAUUGCGGUAAACCACAAUCAGCUUCCCGCUUAUAGG
Bombyx mori (domestic silkworm) is the source of this 659-nucleotide messenger RNA. RefSeq lists its product as hypothetical. Gene Ontology annotation, molecular function: structural constituent of cuticle. The coding region runs from base 31 to 300 and encodes 89 amino acids. The record is from RefSeq and is marked provisional. The transcript is spliced from 3 exons. Lineage: Eukaryota; Metazoa; Arthropoda; Insecta; Lepidoptera; Bombycidae.